Molecule: messenger RNA, 3470 nt
Organism: Talpa occidentalis (Iberian mole)
Lineage: Eukaryota; Metazoa; Chordata; Mammalia; Eulipotyphla; Talpidae
Gene: TMC5
Product: transmembrane channel like 5
Exons: 20
Coding region: 74-2956 (960 amino acids)
Cellular component (GO): plasma membrane
Molecular function (GO): mechanosensitive monoatomic ion channel activity
Source: RefSeq, a predicted model, not a curated record
AUUAAAAAAUUUUCCUGAGUAAUUGCAAAUGUAGGAACUUUUUAACACUCCAGUGUGAAGACUCUGUACCAGCAUGUCUUCCUACUACAGGAACUAUGGGUAUGAAGAAGAUCCAGAUCCAGAUUACCCUGACUCUUCAACAUCUUGGAACCACACACAGGGGUUGAACACUCAGGAUUAUCCAGUUUCUUUGGGGAAUCCAGACUACCCUGGCUCCAGUGGCAAUCCAUACUCUUCAGGCUCAAGAAGACUUUCAGAGCACCCUAUUCCUCUAGCAGAACCAGAUUAUCCUGGAUCUAGGAGUAAUCCAUAUGAUCCCGGAUCACCCAGAAAGCCAGACUACUCUGAAUCCCAAUGGAAUUCUGAUUUUGCAGGUUCCAGGAGUAGAAACUAUGCAGGUUCCAGAACAAAUCAAGAUUAUGUUGACUCCUUAGGGGAACCAGACUACCCUGGAGCUCCUAACCCAAGAGCCAAUUCCAGCCAUCCCGGCUCCAGAAGGAAUCCAGACUAUGCUGGUCCUGGAAUCAAUCCCUACUUCGACUCUGUGGGAGAGCCUGAUUAUCCAGGUGCUAAGAAUCAACUCAACUCUACAAAUGUUUUUGGGGAACCAGACUACCCUGGUGCUCAGGACUAUAACAACUCUCCGAACAAAUGGGGGGAGCCUGAUUAUCCAGGUGCUGAGGAUAGUCCUGAUUAUGGCUCUUCUGAGAUGCAACAAAUGAGCAGGGGGAUGCUCACGAGAACAUCUUCAAUCCAGCCUUCGUUACAUCAUGGUGCCUACGGCCCUUUUGGGAGAGAGAGUGAAGAUUACCCUGACAGCAUUGAAAUGGCAUCAAUAGCAAACUCGUAUGACCGCUCUGUGCCAGGAGAUCCUGGAAGUGGCUACAUGAACCCCGCUUUUGUGGGUGAAGUUAACUUGGACCAAGCUUAUAGGAACCCACCGUCAUCUGGACAUGAUUGGCUUAAGUCACCCCAAGGACAAAAGUUAAUUGCAUCUCUGAUACCCAUGACCUCUAGAGACAGAAUUAAAACCAUCAGGAAUCAGCCAAGGACCAUGGAGGAGAAAAGAACGCUUAGGAAAAUGGUCGAGAACGAGAAGAAUAGGCAGUCCCUUGGCAUCCUUCAGCUCGGCUGCUGCGCGCAGUGUCUGAGGUCCAUUUCACUGGGGUACCGGAGAUCCAAGAACACCCUGUCAGAAGUGCUCAGUUCCUUCACCCUGUGGCAGAAGACGCUCAAAGUCAUCGGUGGCAAGUUUGGAACCAGCGUCCUCUCCUAUUUCAACUUUCUGAGGUGGCUUUUGAAGUUUAACAUCUUCUCGUUCAUUGUGACCUUCAGCUUCCUCAUAAUCCCUCAGUUUACCCAGGCUGAGACUAACACCCUCCAGUUCACUGGUUUGGAAUUUUUCACAGGGGCGGGCUAUUUUCAGGACACAGUGAUGUACUACGGCUAUUACACCAAUUCCACCAUCCAGCACAGAAGCGGGGGCGCCUCCUACAACAUGCAGCUGGCCUACAUCUUCACCAUGGGCAUGUGCUUGGUCAUCUGCUUUUUCAGUUUACUUUUCAGCAUGGCUAGGUAUUUCCGGAACAACUUCAUUAACCCCCACAUUUACUCCAGAGGAAUCACUAAGCUUAUUUUUUGCUGGGACUUCACUGUCACUCAUGAAAAUGCUGUAAAGCUGAAACAGAAGAAUCUUAGCACUGAGAUAAGGGAGAACCUGUCAGAAAUCCGUCAAGAGAAUGUCAAGUUAACACUCAACCAGCAGCUGAUUCGCUUGUCUGCCCACCUGGCGGCCUGGGUCAUCUCUACCGGAAUGGCUGUCGCCUGCUGUGCAGCUGUUUAUUUCCUGGCUCAGAACAACUUGGAGUUCCUGAAGAACCACAAUAACCCCGGGGCUGUGCUGUUACUGCCUUUCGUGGUGUCCUGCAUCAACCUGGUUGUGCCCCGCUUUUACUCCAUGUUCAGGCUGGUGGAGCGCUAUGAGAUGCCGAGGCACGAAGUCUACACCCUCCUGAUCCGAAACAUCUUCCUGAAAAUAUCAAUCAUCGGAAUUCUUUGUUACUAUUGGCUCAAUGUUGUGGCUCCGGCUGGAGAAGAGUGUUGGGAGACACUCAUUGGCCAGGAAAUCUACCGGCUCCUUCUGAUGGAUUUCAUGUUCUCUUUGGCCGAUUCCUUACUAGGGGAGUUCCUGAGGAGAAUCAUUGGAAUGCGAUUUAUCACAAGUCUUGGCUCCCAGGAGUUUGACAUUGCCGGGAAUGUUCUAGAACUGAUCUAUGUACAAACUCUGGUGUGGAUUGGAACCUUCUUCUGCCCUCUGCUGCCUUUUAUCCAAAUGAUUACUCUCUUCAUCAUGUUUUACGUCAAAAACGUCAGCCUGAUGAUGAAUUUCCAGCCUCCCAGCAAAGCCUGGCGAGCCUCACAGAUGAUGACGCUCUUCAUCUUCUUGCUGUUUUUCCCAUCCUUCACCGGGGUCUUGUGCUCUCUGGCCUUCACCAUCUGGAGAUUGCACCCUUCAGCCCAGUGUGGCCCGUUUCGAGGUCUGCCCUUCAUCAUUCACUCCAUCUACGGCUGGAUUGAGACCCUAAGUAAGAUGCCCAGCUACCUGUGGGUUGUUUGGAUCUACCGAAAUCUCAUCGGAAGUGUGCACUUCUUUUUCAUCCUCACCCUCAUUGUGCUAAUCAUCACCUAUCUCUACUGGCAGAUCACGGAGGGCAGGAAGAUUAUGAUCAGGCUGCUCCACGAACAGAUUAUCAAUGAGGGCAAAGACAAAAUGUUCCUGAUAGAAAAGUUGACCAAGCUGCAGGAGGCUGAGAAGAGAGCAGACCCCCCCAGCUCAUUCAUGCCAGAAAGGAGAUACGUGAAGCAAGAGGACCCAAUAAUUCAUAUGGAGGAACAUGACGCUGCUCAUGAACUACGAUUCCGGCGAUCAGUUCAAGAAGAUAAUCCAAUGAUCUGAUGAUUGCCAUGAAGGCCAGACACUAAUCAAAGGACAGAAGCCAAGAUGGAACCACUUUCAGAACACCUUGGCCUUUAGGAACUUCCCAGAAGGGAAAUUCAAGCCAUUUGCCAGUAGUGGAAACCAUCCAUAAUGUAAAUACUGAAGUAUAUCAGGCAUUCCCUGUUGGCUUUUUCACCCAAAUUGCUGAUUUCUCAAAACAAAAUAUUUGGGCUUUUCCAAUAAAGACUGUUGUAAUAUUUAAACUAGUUCACAGAAACCUUGAGAGAGAUAACCCAGAAUGAUGUAUUUUAUCUUCAAGAGGUGUGCAUGAGUUACUGGUCUUUAGCAAUCUAUCCUCUUAAUCCUCCCAGACUUGGCAAAGGUUUAAAGAACCUGGUGCUAAGAAAAACGGUCCAGCAUGAAUAAAAAUGUGAUUCUCAGCCAGGGAUGUGAUGCCUCUGAAUUGUGAAACCUGCUUGUGUUCAUGACUUCAAACUAAAAACAUCACGUUACCCAUGGGUGAAAUCCAGCC